Molecule: messenger RNA, 513 nt
Organism: Sesamum indicum (sesame)
Lineage: Eukaryota; Viridiplantae; Streptophyta; Magnoliopsida; Lamiales; Pedaliaceae
Source: RefSeq, a predicted model, not a curated record
AUGGAUACUCAGUCCAAGUCCAAGAAGAAGACUUUGGAGAAAAAGAAAAUAUCUAAAAGUAAAAUAAAUAAAUCAGAAGUAAAAGUGGAAGGUAGUUAUGGUACAAGCAUAUGCAAUAUAGUUCAGAAUGAAGGGAAGGUAGUUAUGUAUGAGCUAAAUGAGGAAAAGGCGGUCGGGUACAAGCAGGAUGAUGAAGCACAGUCUUUACCGAAUGGGUUGAUUAUUGAAGAAUUGGCUAAGAGAGAUCCUAAAGGAAAAUUAACUCUACGUGGGAGAAAGGUCAGAAUUCAUUUCACUGCGAUGUUGAAGGAAAGUGGAGUAGUAUUUGAAAGUAGCGCUGGCAAAAAUCCUUGCAAAUUUCGCCUAGGUGAUGAAGAAGUAAAGGAUGGUUUUAAUAUGGGCAUUGAUGGUAUGAAUGCAGAAUCUUCUUUUGGAGAACAAGGAUUUGGUACAAGUGUACCUCCAAACUCAUGGCUGGUGUAUGAGGUUGAAUUGGAUGGCAUGCAACGUUAA